AUGACAUCCAGAGUUCGAAAUACGAGGCAAGAUUCUGAGAACUACAAUGGCUCGAACUUCAUAAAAGCUUAUCAAGUUUUUGGUGAAGAUGAGAACAACAAUGUAGUCAAAUGUGAUGGUGAUGCAUCUCAACCAGGAGAGGAUGAAGAAGGGUAUGAAGAAUUGGAGUUUGUUGAUUCAGCAGUCCUGAAUGAGGAUGAUGGUUUUGAAUUUCAAUUCCCAAAGCACCUACUCAACCUAAUAGCUACGACUGAUGCCAUGAAAGCAACAUGCACCGAGCUGCUGCGCCCUAAUACUACCAGAUGGAACUCUUUAUUCCUAGCAGUGGAAAGACUUCUGAGGAUAAUCAAAGAUAAGGGAGAGGGAGCUAUCAGAGUCAUCUGCACAGACUUAGAGGUUCCAAUUAUGCUGGAGGGUGCAGACAGAACGUCGCUCAUCUUCCACUCUCAGAAGGAAAUGUUCCAGAAGAUGGAGGAAUCGUUUCAAUUCUGUUGCAGAUGUGGAAAACAGCCAUCUCAAGCAGCAGAUUCACUCAGACGCUGUGCAAGGUGUUUGAAUGUAUAUUACUGUAGUAAAGACUGUCAGAAGCAGGACUGGAGCACCCAUAAGAAAUAUUGUUCAAAGUUGCGCAUGGCUGCAGUAGAUAGACUUGUCGAGUGGCUUAUUUAUCAAGGAGACCUGCCCUUUCCCACAGAGGCGUGGUCUAAACCUCCUAAAGAGGUCCGAUGCUGGGAGGACUGGCUUUCCAUGCAAGGUGACCUUACAGCCCGACUGGAGCCCAUCCUGUCUGGAAAAAACAUGACAGACCUCUGGAGCAAUGCCUGCAGGCCACGGCCACAUGACGAGGAGCUUUGUGAAUCGGUGUGUCGUGUGUGUAGUGAAUUCUUUUCCCGUCCUCUGACGAUAGGAAUGGCGAUGCAAAUGGUCAAUCUGAAUCCCUACUCCCGACCCCUAACCGUCCAUGUGGUGGGGGCAGGAAACACUGAGACCCUGGGGGCGAGGACCACCGACAUGGAUGAGCUAAGUCGCAUGUUUCCCGGGCAUCAGGGGCUGGAGGUGGUCAUGGUGGGACCGGGAGUGGUGCAGGGACCCAUUGUAAGGCCUCCUUUAAGGGGGUUUGGUCCCAGAGGUAGAGUCUACAUUAGCGCCUACAAGGGACUUUACCACCAGUUCUGGGAGGAGCUUGUGGAGAAGGGAGAGGCAGCCAGACCAGAUCUUGUGGUGGGAUUUCACCCAGGGUUUGAUUCUCAUCAGGGAAUGUCAGAUGGCUGGUUACCAACACUGCUGCUGCUAAGAGAUUACAAUAUACCCACCAUGUUCACCAUGAGCAAUGAUGAGGAGCUGCAGUACUCCCUGCAAAUUCUGCUGGAGUUAGAGAUGGACAUUAAAGGUACUGGACCAAACCCAUUCAGCUCCAAGAAACCUGAGCAGGUGCAGUCGAGUCCCAACAAGGAACCAAGCUACUGCAGUGCCUUUUACCUGACCUUCCAAGAUCUGCUGGAGGACAAAGAGGAAGACUAGACUUAAUCAGUAUAGGAUCUUUUGAGGUUAAUAGAAUAAUUUGAAUGGCCUCUCUGUACAAUUUCAACCUUAAUGUUGUGAGAUUUCCUCUGGAAUUAUUUUGUACUGUGUUUACUUGUUUACA
This is a messenger RNA of Trichomycterus rosablanca, 1645 nucleotides long. RefSeq names its product putative protein MSS51 homolog, mitochondrial. The coding region runs from base 1 to 1521 and encodes 506 amino acids. The transcript is spliced from 7 exons. The record is from RefSeq and is a predicted model, not a curated record. Lineage: Eukaryota; Metazoa; Chordata; Actinopteri; Siluriformes; Trichomycteridae.